This is a messenger RNA of Prorocentrum cordatum, 657 nucleotides long. Lineage: Eukaryota; Dinophyceae; Prorocentrales; Prorocentraceae. The record is from the annotation of a GenBank genome assembly.
AUGGAGGUGCUCCGCGCGCCCUCGCUGGCCGCCCUCGCGUGCGUGUCGGUCGUCCUCUGCGCGCUGUGGGACCGGACCCUCGCGGGCAUGCUGCGGGGGGCCGUGGCAGGCCGCGCCGUGACCGAGCCCCCGGAGGGCGCCGCCGGGGACCGCCCCCGGGGCCGCGCGGCGGGGGAGGCCGGCGAGGCUGCCGCCGCCGAGGCCGCGGGCCGAACAACGGGCGAGGAGGCUGCCAGCGCGGGCGCGCCGCGCGUGCCCGAGGAUGAGGACGCGCGCGCGAGAGCUCCCGCGUGGCUGGUGCUCGACGCGGCUGGCCCACAGGUCGCCGCGCACCUGGGCGUUCUGGACGCGUGGCGGGCGCGCGCCGCCUGCCGCCGCUUCGCGGCCUUCUUCCAGCAGGCCCCUCGCGAUGCCAUCCGCCGGCCGGUCGGCCAGCCGACUUGCGAUCCCUCGGCGGCCCUCGGCGGCCCUCGGAGCAUGAGCAUGAACCUGACGAUCCGUGACCACCGUCACGAGUGCAGCAUUGUAACCUGCAAGCGGAAGCAUUGCAAGGAGGAAGAUACUGAUUUUAGCGGCUUACACGAUUUGAAGGGCGGAUGGUCCCCGAACAAGGUGGAAGGCCAACCCACCGACGGCCAAACGAAACCUUGCCACUAA